GCUCUGUCCAAGUUAUAUUACUCGUUGAAAUGAAUAAUCAGAACUGCCUAGAUUUCAAUGGGCAUGAUGUAUCAUGUCGUGCUAAUAUGCAGCAAAAAAAUACAAAAAAAUUUGUCGAACUAACCCAACAAAAUGAAGUCCAUCCGUGUCCCCAUCAACUAUUUAUGCCAAAUAAUGGAUUUAAAGCAAUGCCAAUCAGACAAUUUUGCAGCAGCAUCUCAGACACCGAUGGCGCGGAUCUACCCUCUUGCAAAUUGCACUGUGAGGAGAAUUUUUUUUCACAGGAGAAUCGGUCUAAUCAUUUUCUUUCUGUUUGUUUGUUUGUUUCUGUGUGUUUCUCUGAGGAGGCCUUCUCUUUUAAGAGAGUCUGCAACUGCAACCACCUUUUGACCAGCUGUGGAGGAUGAGGACAACCCUAAAUUCCAUUUUUCACCUCGAAGAAGUCCCACCUUCUCUGUUUGAAACGAUGCCUCCGACGAUGACACACGCUACCGACGACCCACUUUAUGAAAGCUUUUGGAAGUUCUCUCGGUGGCCCUUGUAAAUUGGCAACUCCCCAAUACCCUCAUCCUCAUCAGCCUCAAACAAUAAAAGCCAACAUGAGCUUUCUUUUUCAUGCAUGAAGCUAUGCAAAGGUACAAACUAGGCCUCUUAAAUAAGCUUGAGAUCAUGCAGUCUUAUAGUUAUUCAGUCUUUUUGUGUCUCAAGUGGGCUCAGUAAAACCCCUUCUUCUUUUCACUCCCCUUAUUCUUUUCCCAGCAACUGUAUUUUUUUUUUUCUUUUGUCCAGGUCUGACUCUGAUAUGCUUAAAUUGUCUUGGCUCACCAUUGAAGCCAAUGGAAAGACUUGGAACUUUGUAAAUAUUCUGUGGGACAUAAGCCUGAACCCCAAAAAGAAAUUAGAAAACAGAAACCCAUUUGACAGGCUCACUGAGGAAGGCAUUGGUCCCCUGCUCUUUAUCAAUAUUCCUUUUCAGCCAAUACAUGCACCACUGUGUAUUGUAUGAUUAUUACAGAGCUUGUGUACCUUGUUGGAGCUCCUCCUCCCUCUUCUUCUCAGGUAUGGACCUUCAUAUCUCACAAAGAUCUGAAAGUUUCUGUUGAUAUUGUGAUCAUUUGUUUUGACAAGAUCACAAAUCUGAGAUACCCAGACACGGUUGACUCACACAUUCACUGACGGUAUAAAAGGGAAGAGGGCUUGGUGCAAUGACCACCAAGUUGUGUUGGUGCAGGAUUAGGUAAAAGUGAGUGCAGGAAACACGGAGGUGUUGCUAACAGGGAAGAAAUAACCAGUUCAAAUGGAUCAAAAAAGGUCUGUAACUGGGGGUAGGGGGAUGGUGGGAAUAUGUCUUUUUUUAAUAUUUUGGGGAGCUAGGGUUUUCAAACCCAGCUCUUUGUCUCUUUGUCCUUGCUAGGGAUGAACGGAGAAGAGGACAAGAAGGAGGUGGUUUGGAAGCACUCAAAAAGUUUGCUUUGCAAUCCCCAUGGGCACUGUAAAGAAAACAAAACAAGGGUGUUGUUUUUUGUUUUGUUAGGGCAUGUUUGGAAGAGAGUGCAGAUGGGGAAUAGGAAAAGCCAGGCUUUUAUUCCCAGACUGUCCUGGGUGAGGACAAAAUCAAAGAUGGGGGCACUCCCUCUCAUAAAUUCCAUAUUCCUCUGCUUCUCAAACCACACCAAAUCGAUGAGGACAAAACCAUCUUCCUUGUCGUUUGCCCAUACUUGAAUUACCCUUCUGUCCUGAAUGGCAGCAGGAGGAAGCAGGGAGCCCACUUUUUUUGAAGUAUUUGCCCUCAUUUACUUUCCCCGCAUCACCUCCUUCAACUUCAUCCUGACUCGAUCUCUCAGGCCGACCUUCUCCUGUAAAAGAACGUAAAAAGAGAUUUUUAUGUUAUCAACAGCAGCAAUCCCAUCUAUUCUUGAAAUUUAAGGCUUCCUCUUUCUCUCUGCAAGAGCGCAGAGAGAGGUGGAGGUAAGUUGCGGGGAGGGAGAGAGAGGGAGAGAGCAAUAUCUUCUAUUGGACUUGGCCAAAGAGAAGGAAAAGAAAAACCCAUUUUGCAACACUACAUCGGCUCAUCGGUCUUUGAACGCGUGAAAUUUCUGCAGAAAUCAGAGCGACCUUCACCGAAGGCUAGCAAGAGAGCCCCCUGCAGGAUUUCGGAAGGGUGGGGACGACCAUUCUCCUCCUGUUUUUUCUCGUCGUCGAGGCACCAAGAAGUCUUUCGGGUACCAACCUUCUGAGCUUGCUAUUUUCUUACGUGAAUGUCCAUUUGCGUUGGUGUCAGCCGCAACUAUAACUUUUGGAAAAUAAGAGAGCAGUCGAAGAAGGAAGAAGGAAAAAAGGAAGGUUCCUUUUUGUUCUCUCCGUCAGCUUCCUUCCAAAUCGAAAGAUACGUAAAGCCCAUCUAGCAAUGUUCAUCUUCUUCACGUCUGUGAAGUUUCUCUCGUCAUGAUCUCUGCUUCUUCAAGAUAUCUCUAUCUCUAGCAAGCAAAGAAGGAAAAAGUUGUGGUUUUCCCGUGUUUCUCUUUAUUUCUCUUGUUCUUCUUCUUCUUCUUUUGCAACUCCUUCCGAUUCUUGUCGUAGUCUCCUUCUGCACCUUAUCCCCAUAGCCAGAAGGGCGUCCUUAUUGCAUGGCCGGGAUGGUUCAGGACGACGGAUCCUCCUCCGUUCCCUCCUCCCCUCUGCAAUUCUUCUCCCUAAUGUCCAUAUCCCCCGGCCUGAGCUCCCCCUACGCGUGGCUUCGCGAGCUGAAGUCCGAGGAGCGCGGCCUCUAUCUGAUCAAGCUCCUCCUCUCCUGUGCCAACUUUGUCUCUGCAGGCAACCUAGAUCAUGCCAACCUCUGCCUUGAGCAGAUCUCCCUCCUCGCCUCCCCGGACGGCGACCCCAUGCAGCGGAUGGCCUCGUAUUUCACCGAGGCCCUAGCUGGCCGCAUCCUCCGGUCCUGGCCGGGCAUCUAUAGGGCUCUCAACUCCACCAAGUUCUCGCCGGUUUCGGAGACUAUCUUUGUCAGACGCCUCUUUUUCGACCUUUGCCCUUUCCUCAAGCUCGUCUUCGUCGUCGCCAACCAGGCAAUUCUGGAGGCCAUGGAAGGAGAGAAGGUGAUCCACAUCGUUGACCUUCACUGCGCCGAACCACUGCAAUGGAUCGCCCUUCUGCAAGCACUCAGCGCCCGGCCGGAAGGUCCUCCCCACCUGAGGGUGACGGGCAUUCAUAAUCAGAAAGAGGUGCUCGAUCAGACGGCGGUAAGGUUGACGGAGGAGGCCGAGAAGUUGGACGUCCCCUUUCAGUUCAACCCAGUGGUCUGCGAGCUCGAUCGCCUGGACCCCGAUUGCUUGAGGGUUAAAACAGGGGAGGCCGUGGCCAUUUGCUCUGUCUUCCAAUUGCAUACCCUGCUCGCCAGUGAGGACGAUAGCUCGAGGCGUCCGGCAGCUGCCGCUGCCGCCGCCAAAAUUGCUAAUUAUCAGAAAAUGAUGCAGUUGAACCACCGUGGGUUGGUGGAGCCGAAGGAAUUUUGCUCCGAUUCGGCGUCGUCGCCAUCUUCGCCUGUCAUGGGCUCAUCAAGAAUGGAGAGCUUUCUGAAUUCUCUGUGGGGACUGUCUCCCAAGAUCAUGGUGGUCGCCGAGCAAGAGUCCAACCACAACGGCCCGUCGUUGAUGGACAGGCUGCUCGAAGCCCUUCAUUUUUAUGCAUCCUUGUUCGAUUGCCUGGACUCGAGCAUGCCGAGGGCAUCUAUGGAUCGGAUGAAGAUCGAGAAGAAGCUGCUGGGAGAGGAGAUCAAGAACAUCAUCACCUGCGAAGGCGCGGAGAGGAAGGAGAGGCAUGAGAAGCUUCAGAAAUGGAUCCCCAGGCUCGAGUCCGCCGGCUUCGGAAGGGUGGGGCUGAGCUACUAUGGAGUGUUGCAGGCGAGGAGGUUGCUGCAAAGCUGCACCUGUGAAGGGUGCAAGAUUAAGGAGGAAGGCGGGUGCUUGACAAUCUGUUGGCAGGACCGAGCCUUGUAUACGGUCUCCGCAUGGCGAUGUAGAAGACUUGAUUGAUCUGAUCUCAGAUGGCAUUCCAUGGUCAGAAAAUAUCUAUCCUUGUUGUUAAUCUGUAAAAAGGAAAUAUUUUUCUUCUUUUUUGUCUUCUCCUUUUGGUUCUUUUGCUAGAAAGGGAAUGGCGCUGAUGAUCUUUAUGAUGUUGUCCGCUGCAAAUGAAUACCAAUUUUGAACUUCUGAAA
Nymphaea colorata (pocket water lily) is the source of this 4213-nucleotide messenger RNA. Its product is annotated as scarecrow-like protein 3. Gene Ontology annotation, cellular component: nucleus. Bases 2628 to 4031 code for a protein of 467 amino acids. Gene Ontology annotation, biological process: regulation of DNA-templated transcription. The transcript has a single exon. NCBI's taxonomy places the organism in Eukaryota, Viridiplantae, Streptophyta, Magnoliopsida, Nymphaeales, Nymphaeaceae. Gene Ontology annotation, molecular function: DNA-binding transcription factor activity; sequence-specific DNA binding. The record is from RefSeq and is a predicted model, not a curated record.